This is a messenger RNA of Paramecium octaurelia, 548 nucleotides long. The record is from the annotation of a GenBank genome assembly. Lineage: Eukaryota; Ciliophora; Oligohymenophorea; Peniculida; Parameciidae.
AUGGAUUCAAUUGUUAUAAGUGUAUAAAAAUACAACUUGUGUAUUAAAUAUCUCAACAACAUAUAACAUCCAGUAAAAGUUGCGCCGUUAUAAUAUUUGCCCAAAUCUGAUUGUAAUUGUUGCUCAUCUAUUUUUUCAUUCUCCUGGUAAUUCUUUUUCAAUUAUUUUAGAUGAUCGAAGAGGCUUUUCUAAAUAAUCUGUUUUAGUUAACAUCAAAGUGCAAACAUUUUCAGUAUUUUAAUUAUUAAUUGAAGUUGAGAUUGAAAAUAAGGUUGCAUUCUCCAGGAUAGCUAUUUUAAUUGCAUGCAGUUAAGCAGAGAUAUUAUUGAUAAAGUAAUAAUCUUUGCUUGUAUCCAAAAAAUAUCUCAACAUCGGUUGGUUAUAGCUGGUAAAAAGAAAUACCCCUUUUAGAGUGGAUUCUAAUUAUACAGUUAGUAACCAAAAAGUCAUUAUCAAAUUAGAUUUGCAGGAAAAUAAGUAGAGUAACCUACGCAACUAGUUAGGCCAACUUGUAGUAUUUGACAUCAGAGCCAGCUUCUAAAUAAUGA